Cololabis saira (Pacific saury) is the source of this 2773-nucleotide messenger RNA. RefSeq names its product proprotein convertase subtilisin/kexin type 2 (gene pcsk2). The record is from RefSeq and is a predicted model, not a curated record. Lineage: Eukaryota; Metazoa; Chordata; Actinopteri; Beloniformes; Belonidae. Gene Ontology annotation, biological process: protein processing. Gene Ontology annotation, molecular function: serine-type endopeptidase activity. Bases 284 to 2212 code for a protein of 642 amino acids. Gene Ontology annotation, cellular component: trans-Golgi network; Golgi membrane. The transcript is spliced from 12 exons.
UGAGGAGGAGGAGGAGAGAUUGAAAACUGAGGAUGCACGUUGCAUUCCCAGCACACGACCUCCCCACACUGGAAGCACUCGACAGGAGCGCGUCCACCUUGGUUAAACACAACUUCCAGCUGCUCUCAUCACCCGACGGAGAAGAGAUGCAUUGAUCCGACUCCUUUACAUCCUCCUCCUCCUCCUCCUCCUCCUCCUCCCAUCAUCACUAACGAGGAGCAUCCCGAGGAGCACUGAUUUCCCUCGUCCAGCCAGACAGGAGGACUCAUACAAGCCAGACACGAUGCGUGGGUCUCCCCGUCACGGGACGGCUGUGGGAUUUAUCUUUCUGCUGAACGGGCUGCUGGUCGUCACGCAGGCUGCACAAGGAGUCCCGACGGACCAUCUUCUGGUCCAGUUUCACGAGGACGCACAGGAGGAUGAAGCGCACCAACUUGCAGCACAACAUGGGUUCCAGAGUGCGCGAAAGCUUCCCUUUGGAGAUGGCCUCUAUCACUUCUACCCUCAGGACACCUCAAAGAGGAGAAGCAAACGCAGCACUCGCAUCAGACAGCGGCUCCAAAAAGACAGAAGGGUUAAGAAUGUCUUUGAACAAGAAGGUUUCAGUCGUCAGAAGCGAGGUUACAGAAAUAUCAAUGAUAUAGAAGUCAACAUGAGCGACCCACUAUUCAGCAAGCAGUGGUAUCUGAUAAACACAGGACAGGCCGAUGGGACCCCUGGGCUGGAUCUUAAUGUGGCCGAAGCUUGGCAACUCGGCUACACAGGCAAAGGAGUUACAAUUGCAAUCAUGGACGAUGGUAUCGACUAUCUGCAUCCAGACUUGGCGUCAAACUACAAUGCCGAUGCCAGCUAUGACUUCAGCAGCAAUGACCCGUUCCCGUUUCCACGCUACACAGAUGACUGGUUCAACAGUCACGGCACACGGUGUGCAGGGGAGGUUUCUGCUGCAGCCAACAACAACAUCUGCGGUGUGGGAGUCGCCUACAACUCCAAGGUGGCAGGUAUCAGGAUGCUGGACCAGCCCUUUAUGACUGAUAUCAUUGAAGCAUCAUCUAUCAGCCACAUGCCCCAGAUUAUUGACAUCUACAGCGCUAGCUGGGGACCAACUGAUGAUGGCAAAACAGUGGAUGGACCCCGGGAGCUGACUUUGCAGGCUAUGGCUGAUGGCGUCAACAAGGGACGCGGAGGAAAAGGCAGCAUCUACGUCUGGGCAUCAGGAGAUGGUGGUAGCUAUGACGACUGCAACUGUGACGGUUAUGCUUCAAGCAUGUGGACGAUCUCCAUCAAUUCUGCCAUCAAUGACGGGCGCACCGCCCUGUACGAUGAGAGCUGCUCCUCCACACUGGCAUCUACAUUCAGCAAUGGACGCAAAAGAAACCCAGAGGCUGGCGUUGCCACCACAGACUUGUACGGGAACUGCACACUGCGUCACUCUGGAACAUCGGCUGCAGCUCCAGAGGCAGCGGGCGUCUUUGCUUUGGCUCUUGAGGCUAAUCCUAACCUGACGUGGAGAGACAUGCAGCAUCUCUCAGUCCUGACAUCCAAGCGGAACCAGCUCCAUGACGAGGUCCACCAGUGGAGGAGGAAUGGCGUGGGCCUCGAGUUCAACCACUUGUUUGGCUAUGGAGUCCUGGAUGCUGGGGGCAUGGUGAAAAUGGCCAAGGAAUGGAAAACCGUGCCUGAGCGUUUCCACUGUGUAGCUGGAUCCAUUCAGGAACCCCAUAAAAUCCAGUCUGGCAACAAGCUGGUGUUGGCCAUCACCACGGACGCCUGUGAGGGGAAGGACAACUUUGUCCGCUACCUGGAGCACGUUCAGGCCGUGGUCACAGUCAAUGCCAGCCGCCGUGGAGACCUCAACAUUAACAUGACCUCACCCAUGGGCACAAAGUCCAUACUGUUGAGCCGAAGGCCCCGAGAUGAUGACGCCAAGGUGGGCUUCGACAAGUGGCCCUUCAUGACCACCCACACCUGGGGGGAGGACCCCCGUGGAACCUGGGUCCUCGAGGUGGGUUUUCAGGGUGACGAGCCACAGCGAGGCGUCCUGAAGGAGUGGACUGUCAUGCUGCACGGAACACAAAGUGCCCCUUAUAUAGACCAGAUCGUGCGUGAUUAUCAGUCCAAACUUGCCAUGUCCAAAAAGGAAGAGCUGGAGGAGGAGCUGGAUGAGGCUGUAGAGAGAAGUCUGAAGAGUUUGCUGAGUAAAACCAACUAAAAUCCCAUCUGCAUGUUUCCACUCGUCUUUUACCCUCUGCAGUCUCGCUCUGUCCUUCUCGAAAUCUCACAUCGCCUUAGUUCUUCUCCGUGUCUUGUCCCUUUUGUCUCCCUCUCUGCUUUUUGUAAUCAAUAGUUUCAAUUAGCCCCCCAUUCAAUGAAUGUUUCUUGUAACAAUCAUAAUAAAAGUGUAAACCCCAUGAAUCUGUUCUACAUAAACAGAGCAAACUGAAUCACCAGAAUUUUUACACUCUACAGAACUGUACAUAAACCAAAUAUAAGCCACCUGUUCAUGCCCUUGCUUUUAUUGCCCUGCACCUCUCUUCUGCCAAAUGUUGUACAGUUUGUGACUGUAAAGGAUUUUCUGUGUCAUUCUACUUAAAGUUUAAUAUAUCUUGCAAACAAAGUAGUGACACUUCUUUCUGUUUAUAUUUUUGUGACAUGCACUGUUUAUAUAAACAAAGAAAUGAAUGUGUAAUUUAUUUUGCAGUGUGUGGUCAUCAGUUCGUAUUUCAUAAUCUUUGGCGUAUACUAUAAUAAAUCUAUUCAGCUGUUUAUUAAA